AGCCCGACGAGGUCGACAGUGAGCAGGCAGCUCGGUGAGUGUGCCUUGCUUUGUCUUGACCGCAUCGCAUUGCUCCGGGGUCGUUCGCAAGUCACCGGGUCAUCGACAGGUUCGGUCGACUUCCGGUUUCCGGUCGCGCUUAUCUCCAGCUCCAGCGAGGCUCCAGCGUGCGAAUAGUUGAGUGCACUCAAGCAGCCCGCUUGUGUUGUUGUUGUUUUUGUUUGUGAUUUGCCGGACCGCAUUGGUUCAUUUGCACGUUUUAGCAAUUGCGUGUCUCCGAAGUUUUCAACAAGUCUUUGUCCGAUACAUAGUUCAAUUCGAAGGCUAAACUGUCAGCUAUGGCUGAACUCAUAGGAAAGCCCGCCCCAAACUUUGUUGCCACUGCAGUGAUCAGGCAAGAAUUCAGUAAAGUAUCAUUGAAGGAUUCUUGUGGCAGAUUCGUUGUGCUCUUUUUCUACCCAAUGGACUUCUCAAGGGUGUGUUCUUCAGAAAUUGUCAGGAUUUCAGAAAAAAUUGACGAGUUUAAACAAAGAAAUUGCAAAUUUAUUGGAGUGUCUUGUGACAGUGAAUUCUCUCAUUUGGCUUGGAUCAAGCAACUCGCAACUGAAAAGGAAUUAGUUGAUAUAAAUAUACCUCUUGUGGCCGAUAAAUCUGGUAGAAUUGCCAGAGAGUAUGGAAUUUACAAUGAAGACCAAGGAGUCUCCAACAGGGCAUUUUUCCUCAUAGAUCAUGAGCAGGUGGUUCGCUUUAUCUCAAUAAAUGAUAGACCAGUUGAGCGAUCAGUGGAAGAGAUACUCAGACUUCUUGAUGUGCUUCAAUGUGAGAAUAAAGAUGAGAUGAAUGUUCCAAUGACUCGAGGAUUGAAACGUCGUGUUUCUGAAGAAGGAGGCAAUGAAGCCCCCAUGAAAAAGGCCUUGACGUUAUCAGAAGGGGAGGGGGCAAUGUUGAAUUGAAUGCUAUUUUAAUAUUGAGUAAACUAUUGAAAGAAA
This is a messenger RNA of Thrips palmi, 989 nucleotides long. Its product is annotated as peroxiredoxin-2-like. Lineage: Eukaryota; Metazoa; Arthropoda; Insecta; Thysanoptera; Thripidae. Gene Ontology annotation, cellular component: cytosol. Gene Ontology annotation, biological process: cell redox homeostasis; response to oxidative stress; hydrogen peroxide catabolic process. The record is from RefSeq and is a predicted model, not a curated record. The coding region runs from base 339 to 953 and encodes 204 amino acids. The transcript is spliced from 6 exons. Gene Ontology annotation, molecular function: thioredoxin peroxidase activity.